AUGGAGUCAGGAUCAGGGACAUCAAACGCGCUGGUGCGGAAGCGGACGGACACUUCUUUGAUGCCCCCUCCCCCUCCAGCUAAAAAGAUCAAACGACCAAAGAAGGUACUCGAUGAGGAUACCUACACAGAGACGCUGUCUCAAAUUAUAGCUCGUGACUUUUUUCCUGGUUUGUUACAGACGGAGACACAACAAGAAUAUCUCGACGCCUUAGAGUCAAAAGAUGCCGCUUGGAUAUCGAGCGCAGGACGGAGACUUCAGCAUGUUAUGACACCAGGACGCCAGAACACACUACUCCCUCCAAAAUCAGCAAACUCUUUCACUCCUGGAGACCGCACGCCUUCGACAUAUGGAGGGGACACACCAGCUUCUGUCAUCUCAAAUGUUCCAGAGUUUCAGCCACGGCUCAAAACCAACAUGAGUUUAUCAAAGUUCCAAGAGACUUAUACAAGCGAAGACAAUGAAAGCUUUUAUAAACUUGUUGACAAGCAGAACCAGAAAAAGGCUGAAAAGUAUGCUUGGCUUUGGCGUGGCAAUAAAUUACCAUCAAAGCAAAUGAUCAAGCAAAAGGAAGUUGAGGAUCGAAUCGGGCAAACACGAAGUCUGACGGACGACGGCUCCAAACGCGAUCGUCUUGCUAUCAAAGACAAAGACGACCGCCCGGCACGUCCAGAUACAUGGAAUGCCAAUCCCAAGAACAACUUGAUGUUCGGGCCCGAUGGUGUUGAUGAUAGCGUUGUUAGCGUUUCUCAAAAGGCUGAGGAAUCUUCAAAGAUGGCGCCAAAAUCGAUUGUUUACGCAAACACAAGAAUGCCUGAACCGCGCGUUAUAGAACGGCCGUCAUCCCCUACCAUGUCUGCAAUACGAGACGCCAUCGCAGGCAGGCCCCGGAAGAGCGAUCAAGACUCGAGUGUCAGUGGAGGAGAGACGCCAAGGGUGAAUGGAUACGCAUUUGUUGACGACGAGGAUGAUGAAAAUGAGCCGAUACUCCCUGCACCUAUCAUCAACCUGGGUCCAGGAGAUGACUCGCCAAACCCUUUCCGCUUACAAGAGCAACGCGAUAGAGAGACUCUGCACGAGCGCAUGGUGGAGCGAAUAUCGCAAUCGAAAAAGGAAUCCACGAGGAACGGGCUUACAGGGAGGGUAGAUAAAACGCCAGUUCCCAAAUUCCCGAGUAGCCCUCGUGUAUCUACUGGAGGUCUGACACCAGCAGCGCAAAGGUUGUGGAGUAAAAUUGGCACACCUGGACACGGGUCAAGCGGGAGCUCAUUUGGACAAUCUAACAAGCCCAUGACUCCUAGGGGGUCUCUUUUGAGAUCAGUCAAGAGAUCUGGCUCAACGUCGGGAUCGAAGUGA
Molecule: messenger RNA, 1356 nt
Organism: Fusarium venenatum
Lineage: Eukaryota; Fungi; Ascomycota; Sordariomycetes; Hypocreales; Nectriaceae
Product: nuclear protein DGCR14
Cellular component (GO): catalytic step 2 spliceosome
Source: RefSeq, a predicted model, not a curated record